UUUGAUUAUUAUUCCAUCCAAGAUUCGAGUGAUUUGAACCGUUGGAACCUCAGUUUAUUUUGACUAAAUUGAAUUUGUUGACGUAACCCCUAGUUUUUAUUUUUCAUUUCGGGUCUUGGCGAUAAAUCAUCCAUCUUCUACUUUAUUUAUUAUUGGGAGGGAGAUGAUGAAACUGGAAGUAGGUGCAUUCAGUGCAGUCUUGCAGAUAAAACAAAAACACAUGGUCGAGUGUCGUAGUUCGUAUAUUUGGUUUGAAAAAUGGUUGGCUACAAUUUCCACGGUUAUUGACUUUUGUGAAACUCUAAAUUCUUCUUAAUGUGAAAGGAUAUAUGCAACUUGAGUAACAGUUCAUGCUGGGAUAGGUGAUUGAGCAACCAUCUUCACAUCACAAAACAAGAGCACGAAAUCUAGACGAGAGAGGUACGCCAAUCAACGGUCGUUGCUACCAAAAACUCUAGUGCAAGAAAUUGAGUAAAGGAAACUGGGCAGACAUUACUCUCUUGCCUCAUCAUCGCCGUGACUACUAGAAGACAAUCUAGUGUCUCGUUUGACGACCAAAAGAUCACGUGACAGAUGUGUAUCAUUUUCAACCAUAUCGUCGCGACGCUGAACAUCCGCCGCACGUGCGCAGUCAUAUAGAGUGAGGAACAUCGGCUGCAGUCGCACCUACGCCUGGCUCUCCAAUCGGUUUUUGCUGUCUGACUAGACUGGCCGAGUGAUAAGUUAUAGCGACGCCGUCAAACGUAAGAUAUCGUCGUCGUAGCCUUUUGUUAUUAUCCCUAUAUUUCGGUUUUACCUUUUCAGUUGACCUUGUGACAAUUUAUCACUUUGGCUUGUCCAGUUUUUUGUUUACAGAUGAACGUGAAUAUCGGUGGCGUCAUCUCUGUGGCUUUCUUCUACUGUUUGAUCCUGGCCGUUGGAAUUUGGGUAGGAUGGAAGGAAAAGAGGAAAUUUAAACAGCUACAGCGGAUGGAAAGCGGUGCUAACCUGUCGGAGAACAUAAUGCUGGCCGGACGUGAUAUGGGAUUGUUCGUCGGAGUCCUGACGAUGACGGCGACGUGGGUAGCAGGAGGUUACAUCAACGGCACCUGUGAAAGCGCCUUCACUGGUGGCUUUCUAAAAUGCUCUACAAUGGCGAUCGGAUAUUCCAUGAGCCUCUUACUUGGUGGAAUGUUUUUCGCUAAACCCAUGCGAAUGGCCCACGGAGGUCGAGGAUAUGUUACCAUGCUCGAUCCCUUCCAGGAAAAAUACGGCUCACGUAUUGGUGGGCUAUUGUUUUUGCCGGCCCUGUGCGGGGAGAUAUUCUGGUCCGCUGCUAUCCUGUCGGCCCUUGGAUCCAUUUUCACCGUCAUGCUGGGACUGGACAAUACUCUGUCGAUAAUCAUAAGUGCUGCUGUGGCUGUUACUUACACCUUGAUUGGAGGCCUUUACAGCGUGGCCUAUACUGACGUCAUUCAACUGGGAUGUGUUCUCUUUGGCCUGGUAUUCUGCAUUCCGUUUGUCUGGACUCAUCCGGCCGUUGACCACGAGGCUAUGAGCGAGGUUGAUUGGUUAGGUACAAUUCCGCUGUCCUCUGUCGGUAGCUACGUCGACAUUUAUCUGCUCAUCAUCCUUGGCGGAAUUCCUUGGCAAGUUUAUUUUCAGCGGGUUUUGGCGUGUCGAUCUCCUCGACAGGCCCAGUACCUGUCUUACAUUGCUGCUCUUGGAUGCCUUACCCUGGCCGUCCCACCUGCCGUUUUAGGUUCCGUUGCCCGAGUCGUUGACUGGACUAACGGAACGGAAUAUGGCAAAGAAAUAACCACACCCGAAGAAAUCAAAUCGAUACUACCGUUAAUUCUUCAGUAUUUAACACCAAAGUGGGUGUCAUUUAUCGGUCUUGGUGCCGUCUCGGCUGCCAUCAUGUCAUCAGCAGAUUCGACUGUCUUGUCAACGAGCUCCAUGUUUGUCCAUAACAUCUACAAGACUGUUUUCUUUCCAAAAUCGUCGGAACAGCAUUUGGUUCACGUUAUGUGGGUUUCAAUUGUCGUAUCGGCAGGUCUUGGUACUGUGAUGGCACUCACAGUCAACACAAUCUACGGACUUACAUAUUUGUGCGCCGACGUGGUCUACGUGGUUCUUUUCCCUCAGCUUCUCCUAGUCAUUUACGCCGCAGAUUAUACCAAUACUUAUGGGUGCCUAACUGCUUUCGUAACGGGCUUCACUCUCCGAGUUUUGAGCGGAGAACAGCUUUUGAAUUUACCAGCCGUGAUACACUUUCCAUUCUACGACGAAGAAGCUGGAGAGCAACGAUUUCCCUUUCGCACGUUCUUAAUGCUAGCGUCAAUCAUUAUCCAACUAUCAGUCUCACUUAUCGCCAGGCGCAUCUUUUGUCGCGGUUGCUUAUCUUCAAAGUACGACGUUUUCGACUGUUUUCCCCAAAACAACAAGCCUGCGACCCACGACACUAAAAGUAAAGUAAAUUUAAAUGAUGAUAAUAAGGUUGUCGAAGAGGAGACGCUCAUUUUGAGCGAAUCCCAACCCAUUCCUCUGCACCAUAGCUCAAGAUGAUUAUUAUUAUGUUGGAUGACAUUUGUUUUCAAUGCAAUAUCAUCAGAUGCAAAAUUACAGCUUUAAUAGUUAUUAUUUUUUAGAAAAAAUAAAAUAAAUACACGUGAAAUUUAAAUAUUU
Molecule: messenger RNA, 2667 nt
Organism: Daphnia pulex (common water flea)
Lineage: Eukaryota; Metazoa; Arthropoda; Branchiopoda; Diplostraca; Daphniidae
Product: high-affinity choline transporter 1-like
Exons: 11
Coding region: 856-2547 (563 amino acids)
Biological process (GO): acetylcholine biosynthetic process; choline transport; transmembrane transport
Cellular component (GO): plasma membrane
Molecular function (GO): choline:sodium symporter activity
Source: RefSeq, a predicted model, not a curated record